UUGGUGAGCAUCUGCUGCAAGCCGUAGGAAUCGGCCGAGCUGCUCAGCCAAUUUGAAGGGGGCCGGUUCAAGUUGGUGUUGCAUUGCAGCUGGAUGAAUUGCGCCGGUUUCGGCAGCGAAUACUUCACGACGGCCGUCGAUUUUAUCUCGUCCGGCGAUCCUUUCGAACCGCCCUCCAUCGCCCUUUCCUCUAUUUAGCUUCUAUUAGCUUCGAUUGUUCAUUCCGAAAUCGCCGUACGCCAUUUUCUUUUUCUAGAAAUUAUUAUUAAGGUUAAUAAACACAGACCACCUGAUUCUACCUCGGAAUCGUAAGGUCGAAUAUCGCCUGGUUAAGCUCACGUAGGAGAAGAAUAGCAAUAAUUUCAAUAUGUCACGUCUUUGUCUAACUUAUGUGGAUCUGUCAAAUUACUUGUCAUUACCGUUCGUUCUUUUGGCAUACAAACAAACGCUCGUAUUGACAAUUAUGACAUAAGUUGACAUCGACGAUUCUUAUUUUCCCAGCGGCCUCGUCAAACAAGCCCUUCGGCUACAUGAAUAUUUUUUUGUUAAUUAACAAAUCGAGCGUUUGCAUCGCAAAAACACCUACAAUCGCCGUCGCGACGCCUAAUUGCGCGGCACAAAUUCGCAAGCGACGGGAAAAAAUCGCUCGCGCUAAAAAUCGAUCGGCCCUUCAGACGGAGGAAAACCGCCCGGAUUUCCCGACCGGCAGCUGCGGGUGACCGAGAGCGCCGCGACGCCCGUCAAACGCGCCGCGUCCGCGCUGGCGUAGACACGACGCCCGCCAACUGGGAUACCGACGAUACAAUACAACCCCCUCGAUCGACACUGUGUACAUUGUCAGCGUCUCUUGAUUUGUGUAUCGAGUCGAAUCGGGGCUCCCCCCGGGCGAGUUGAUUGGGGGCGCCGCGUUGUGAUGAGUCGCCGGGUGGAUUGAGUACCAACAUAACAAAAAAAAAUCACUGAUGUUGAUCGACUCGACGGCUACCAAUCAUCUAGUACGCCAUGGAAGACAAGGCCGUCUCGACCGAAGACCUUUGGGCCGUCAGUCGCAAGACCAACGUGGCCUCGAGCCUAGCCAGGUUAGAGGCCAUCCUGCAGACCUUGCUCGAAAACAAAGCGCGGGCCUUGAGGGACGACCGUCAUCGCGGGAAACACAGAACGCGCGAAAUACCCCGGUCCAUUUUGAAGAGAUUCCGGCUGACAGAUCGCCCGUCAUCCGUCAAAAUCGGCGUCGUCAACGAGAAAUUGGCCGAACAACCGCAACAAACGGGGCCCGUCGAGACGACGGCCCGGAAAUCCGCGUUGAAAAAGGAUUUCUCCACGUCGUCGGCGGGUAGUCACUACCGAUUCGGGCAGUCCAGUUUCGAGGCCUCGUCGACGAUCAGCGACGAAGAUCGGUACCAAUCGUUCCAAUGCGACAACAUCGAUUGUUGCACCGUCAACGACAGGCCUCCGACCGGUUGUUGUUGCAGCCAGGACAUCGAAGGACAAUUGCUCCAUUCGGACGCCGAUUACGCGUCGGCGCGCCGCGACGACAACGAUAUGGAGGCGGCGGCGCGUCGGAAACGGCGCCGGCGCCGGCGUCGCAAGCGUCGCGCCAAAAGACGCUGCGAAUUGGCGCGCGUCGGCGGCGGCGCCUACCUGAUCGAGGCGGCGUCGGGCGACGUCGCCGUCGCCGUCGAGGAUUCGACGAAGAAGGCCAAGUGGACGAUCGUCGCGACGGCCUGCGUGCUGCUCUUCAUGUGCCUGCUGCUGUCCGAACCAGCCAUGCGAACCAACAACAACCCAGACUCGCAAUUAUUAUCAGCGGUGCAUCCCCGGCGCUCGUCCAGGUCCGGCUCGUUUUCGCACCACUACAACCACCCCCUCCGGCGCGCCGCCUCCCUGGACGGGCUGCUGCGCGAGCUCGACGAGGCGGCGCGGUGGCGGCGGCGGAGCUGCGGCCGCCGCCGCCGCUCCGAGGGGUCGUCGCGGCGGUCGAGCGCGUCGCGGGAGCACCGGCGUCGCCGGAGCUCGGGCGGGAACUCGUCCAGGGAGGCGGCGGCGGCGCCGGAGGUGGAGGUGGAGGCGGGUCGGAGGCGGCGGGCGAUCGUGAUGUCGGUGCUGGGGGCCUUUUUCGUGCUGUCGCUGAUCAGCGUAUCGGCGGUGUUGGUGACGCUGACGCAUCGGUCGACGGUGGCGCUGCAGCGGGAUAAUUCGACGGUGAAUGUUACUUACUAUACUUUCGCUGCGAAUCCGGAUUUGUGCGAGCACACCGAGUGGUAA
This is a messenger RNA of Phyllotreta striolata, 2265 nucleotides long. The record is from the annotation of a GenBank genome assembly. NCBI's taxonomy places the organism in Eukaryota, Metazoa, Arthropoda, Insecta, Coleoptera, Chrysomelidae.